Molecule: messenger RNA, 818 nt
Organism: Erigeron canadensis
Lineage: Eukaryota; Viridiplantae; Streptophyta; Magnoliopsida; Asterales; Asteraceae
Product: actin-depolymerizing factor 2-like
Exons: 3
Coding region: 180-599 (139 amino acids)
Biological process (GO): actin filament depolymerization
Cellular component (GO): cytoplasm; actin cytoskeleton
Molecular function (GO): actin filament binding
Source: RefSeq, a predicted model, not a curated record
AAAAAAGACGUAAUUAUCUUAAACCGAGUGUUUGGCAGCAGAAGCAGCAGCCACCCACCCACCGAAGCAGCAAAAACUCCCCAAAAAAAUCUCUCUCUUUCUACAAAUCACUCAUUUCUCCCUUUCUCUCUCUCACUCUACAAUUCCGUUCGGUUUGGCGCCUCUCCGAUCAAUCCUCAAUGGCUAACGCGGCAUCUGGGAUGGCUGUGCAUGAUGAGUGCAAGCUAAAAUUUCUGGAGUUGAAGGCCAAAAGAACAUACCGCUUCAUUAUUUUCAAGAUCGAGGAGAAGCAAAAGGAAGUGAUUGUAGAAAAAGUUGGCGAGCCAACUGAAAGCCACGAGGAUUUUGCUGCUUGCCUUCCUGCAUCUGAGUGUCGAUAUGCUGUUUUUGAUUAUGAUUUUGUCACUGAAGAGAAUUGCCAAAAAAGCAGGAUCUUUUUCAUUGCAUGGUCUCCUGAUACUGCACGGGUGAGAAACAAAAUGAUUUAUGCUAGCUCAAAGGACAGAUUUAAGAGGGAACUGGAUGGAAUUCAGGUGGAACUUCAAGCAACUGAUCCGACAGAGAUGGAUCUUGAUGUAUUCAAGAGCCGGGCCAACUAAACGCUGCAGUGAUGAUUAUUGCACCAGAGAGAUGUUAAUAGUUUGUUUGGGAGUUUCUGUUGCCAAAGCUAUUUUUUGAAUAUUGUUUUGUUGUUGAAGUCUUGAUAACUCUUGGUAUUCUAGCUUUGUUGCUUACGGGUUCGGCAAAUAUUUUAUGAUUUUGUUUGUGUUAAACAUGCAACAAGUUAUGAUGUCGAACAUGGAUGAUAUUAGCUUUCA